AUGGAAAUAUGUGAAUAAUUUAAAGAGACUGUAAAAAAUGUACAAUUAAUAUAGCUUCAAGAAGAAGAUGACAAUAAAAGAUAAACAAUGUUGUUUAGUGUAUGUAGAAAAUUGAGUAGAAUAUUGCCAUUUCCUUCUGUUAUCUCAGUGUUCUAAUAGAAACCUAAUAUUUUAAAAUAUUUAUUGAUUGCCAGUUAAUUAUUUGAAAAUAGUGUAUUAAUAAUUUAAUUUUAGGCCUUAUUAUUAUUUUAUGCUUUAUAAGAGAGAUACUGGGAAGAUUAGGAUUAUGUUAAACUUUAUUUUGAUUGUGUGAUCAAAUGUCUAAUAAAUUAGGAGAGUAAUGUACUAAUUAUUAACAUUUUUAGUGUAUUGUAAAACUGUGAUUAAUAAUGAAACCAAGCUUAGAUGGUUUUUAUUAGAAAACUCCAAAAUUUUUAUAAAUAAAAUCUAAUUUCCCUUUUUCGAUAAUGAGAUUGUUUGUUAAAAGGUUAAUAACUUUUUUAAGAGUUUUAUUAAAUAUAACUCUAAUUUUGAUAUGUUAAAUUCUUGUUUCUAAUUUGCUUUAGAAAAGAGAAAUGUUUGGAAUUUAUUAAGAGAAUUAGAUUUACAGUUUGAAAUAGAUGUUGAAGAUUGUAUCAUAUAUUAAAUAUUUAAGCCUUGGUUGCCUUAAGUUAAGUAAUGAGUACAAAGAACUUAGAUUUUAUAAGUGAAAAAGUAGAAUAAAAAAGAGAAGAAGCUUCAAAUUAUGGAUUAACAAAAAAAGAAUUGAAAUAAUAAAUGUUAGAAGAAUGGUUAUUUCAACCAAGUGAAGUACCAUUAUUAGUAGCUAAUCAUGCUUCUGUUGAUUAAUUGAGUAGUGAAGUUUUUAAAUCUAAUAUGCUUUUAGAUUUGUUUUUAUCUUUUUUAUUGUUUCCCACAAGAAACCCUUAGGUUGUUCCAAAUGUAAAUAUAAAAUUCUUAAUUUUAGAAAUUAUAUAAUAUUUAUGUAGAUCUAAAUCCUCCAGAACCUCCUUCAUUUAGAUAACUUAAUGUUAAUGUUUCAUAAGAAAAAAGACCUUUAAUUUAAUUUAGAGCCUUUAGAACUAUGUAAGUAAUAACUGAUAACAGAAAUAAUUUCUUAUUGACUAGAGCUAAUAAGGAAUAUUAUCAAAGAGUAUAUUCAAUGCUUUAUGAAUGUCUAAAAUAAGAUUUAGUAGCAAUAACUAUUUGUCCAGAAAUUAUUGUAUAAUAUCUAUCCUUCCUUUUAUAUCAAGAACCUGAAAUUUCAAUAUUCUUUCUAAUUUUCUAUAAUAUUCCUUAUAGAUUAAUGCUAUUUUUAGAUAUUCCAGAAAUUUCAUAAUUUUUUACAUAACUAAUGAAUUUUCUAUAAACUCCAUAUAAUAAAAUACAUAUUGAAUCUACAAAAUUGAUUUGGAAAUAUUUUGAGGUAUCUAAUUUUUUUGCUGAUUUACUUAAUAUGACUAUAUUUGACUCAAAAACUAUAGAUGAAGUAAUUACAUAAAAAUCAAAUGAAUUUUAUAGACCUAAAAAUUUAGAAGAAAUAUUAAAAAGACCAGAUUUUACUCCUUUAUAAGUUGAAAAACAAUUCCCUUAACCAGAAUAAAAGAAAGUUGCUGAAGAAAUAGAUGAAUUAGAUUAAGAUUUUGAUCAAAUCUUCCCUUAUCUUUCUAAUAAAUGUUAAAAGACUCUUAAAAUCUUUGAAAGAAUGUUAGAUUAAGCAACAAAAAAGAAAGAAAGUAAAGCAAAAUAAAGAAUGUCUUUAACAGCCACUCCACCUUAAUUUUUAUAAACUAAAAAUCUUAAAACUGAAGAAUAAACCCCUAUAACAUUUAGUCCUACUAGAAGGAGAACUAUUUUAGCACCAAGACUUGCAUCUAUACUUGAUGGAAGUCUUAAAAAAUCAUUAGUUGUCAAUCCUGUCGAAUUUGAUUGUAUGCCUUAAACUACUACAAAUAGUACUACAAGAAGUCAAUUAUAAGCUCUUACUAAUCCAAGUAAUUUAUUUGGAGUAUUAUCUGAAUAAAUUCAUUUAAUCAAUAAUAAAAAUACUUCUGAAGUUGUUUAAAAACCUAUGUUUUAAAGAAUGUUAGUAAAAAGACCAACUUAAAUGAUAAUGCUUCAUAGCAGAUCAAUGUCUAAUUAAAAAAGAGUAAGUUAAUAAUCUUCAUAAAUGAACAUAACUGAAUCUUUCAAUAAAUCAAAAAUCAGAAACUCUAUUAUCUUAAAUAAAUUCACUCAUUUAGUUGGAUCUAUAAAAACUUAUGAUAUAGAAAAAGAGUUUUGUAUUUAUCCUCCAGAAUUAAAAGAUUAAUAGAUAGAUGAUUUUGAAAAAUUGGCUUUUGAUGAUGAAUUUCAAAAACUUACAUAAAAAAAUGAGAAUUAUACAAAAGGAGUCUUAUAAUGUAUUUAUGAUAUCUUGCAUAUGAUUUUCACUUAAAAAAAGUUUAUAUUAUAAAACAACUACCAUUUUGAAAGCCCUGAUUACUAUUUAAAUAUAUUAAUGGGGGAAAAUAAAUAAUAAUUUAUAAAUAUAAUAGCCAAAAAUUAUUUAUUGAAAUAGAAAGCAGAAGAAGACUUACUUUGUACUUUUAUUAUUGCUGGCAGAAUAUAUAAUUUGAUAUUAUCUUAGUAUAAUACUAAGAUAUUUAAUAUUAAUAUUCAUGAACAUUUAAUCUUAAUUACUAAAAUUCUUUUAACCUAACUUCUAACAUCAAGAUUAUCAAUUAGAGCAAUUACAUUAUUGGAAAGUGUUACAUUGAUAUUAGAAAACACAAAAUAAUAAUUACUAACUCAUAUUCCAAUAUCUUUUUGGCAUUUAUUGAUUGAAUCUUAUACUUUACAUAAUUCCAAUUAAAUUUUCUUAAAUUACUUUAGAAGAAUAUUGAUUACUACUUUUAUCUAUGGGAAUCUUGUAAUUUAUAAUAGAGUUUUACUUAAAAUCAAUUUUCUCUCCUAUUUUAAAGAGAAUCCUGAUUAAAUUAAAUAAGUUUUUCUUGUAUUAUAUAUGAUGUUUAAAUUAAGACAAGAUGGUUUAAAAUAAUUAAAGAAAUAAAUAUCAAUAUUAUCUUCUUGGAAUGCUUUAGCAGAUUGGUUUAAAAAGUAAGUAUUAUGAUUAAUUAUUUACAGGGAUUUAUUAUGUCUUGAUUAAUAAAAGUAUUAAGAAUAUACAAAGGGACUUCGAAGUGAAGAUCUUGCUCAGAUUUAAAUAAUGAUUGAAAAUAAAGAUUCAAUAAAGAAUAAAUUUUAUAAACCUUGA
Messenger RNA from Paramecium pentaurelia, 3256 nucleotides. Lineage: Eukaryota; Ciliophora; Oligohymenophorea; Peniculida; Parameciidae. The record is from the annotation of a GenBank genome assembly.